Molecule: messenger RNA, 1468 nt
Organism: Phlebotomus papatasi
Lineage: Eukaryota; Metazoa; Arthropoda; Insecta; Diptera; Psychodidae
Product: tumor protein p63-regulated gene 1-like protein
Exons: 6
Coding region: 265-1362 (365 amino acids)
Cellular component (GO): cytoplasm
Source: RefSeq, a predicted model, not a curated record
UGUCGUCAGUGGAGUUAUUCAUCCGUUUGGAGUUAUUCCAAAAUUUCUCCAAGUCUCUAUCAGAAAUGGGGAAACAUUAUAAUACCAGAGUCACGUUAGUGAUGUCAUUCUCGUCAAAACACAACGUUAUAUCGUGAGUGCGCCGGCGCAUCGCUUCAUAACAUUUUCUGAUAAGGAAAACACAGAGAGAAAGAAGGCACCAGAAGAAAAAUUCUCAAUAGUAUUUUGUGGUUAAUGGUGGAAUAAACAGAAAAGUGGUAGAAAAUGUAUCGAAGUCAGGAAGUGCAUUCUGUUGAACCUAGUGCUGUGGACUCUGUUGAGGAUACUUAUGAAUUCCGAGGUGCCACGCUGACUAUCAGCAAUAACGAUGACUCACGGGGAGCCACAGCAAAUCCAGCAGCUUCCCAACCUGCAGUUUUGACUGGAACCGAUACGACUUCACCCACAAAUCCACCUCAACAUCUUCAUGGAUCAACAGCCCGUGAAGCCCCACGAGCCGUGGUCACAGCCGAAUCAGUUCGGCCCAAAAUAGGAUCUCCCAGGCACUUCUUCUGCUUCAGGAAGGGUCUCUUUGAGCAGGCUAUUAAGGAUAUCACAGAGAUUCUGCUCAAACCAACUUACGACAGUGACAUUUUAGGCAGUUGCCUCCUAACAGAAAUUAGUCAUUGGGAUCAUGAACGAGAGAGAAUUGUGAUAUUAACAACGAAAGCUCUCUAUGUUAUCAAGUACGACUUUAUCGCUCUGAGGAUCUUGAAAAAGGAAAAAAUCCUACUCAACAAAAUUGACACCAUUAUCCAUGGGAAACUUACCUAUCCAACAGCAUCAUUUGUACCACGAUUGGAGGGAAUCUCCAAUGGAUUUUCGGCCUUUUUGCGCGGUGAUUUACUAGCAAAAUCUUCUAGAGAAUCAAAUGUUCCCUGUAGUGGAAUUGAUUUCAGGAAAAAAAUCGAUUUGUCACAUUUUCAAGCCAUUGAAAGAAAUGAAAUGGGAAUACGUGUGAUGUGGAACAAGGGUCAGCCCUUACCAGCAGCAACAUCUUGGAAUCCCUUCGCCCAAGACAUUCCCUGGAAGACCUUUACAAAUCAUCCAAUUCACGGAUAUCAUGAUCAAUACAAUUCUCUACCUAGUAUUCGGGAUGAAAUUGAAGCGACUCGAUUAACUUAUUCAGUUGAGCAUCUUCAUCAAAAUCUUCUGCAACUGAUUAACAAUCCGCAGCCCAACAUCGAAUCGGCCAAUGUUAAUUACAACUGUAAGCUCGAGGAAGCUCCAAUACUCCUAGAAAAUUACUUAGGACUAGGAGCGGUGUUCCACAACAAAAACAAUCUAGGAUUCUUCAAAGUUCGAGGAAAAUUCAGCUUCUAAACCUUAAAAAAAAAAUUGAGCUUUAUCUUUUUCCCUCUUCCAUGAUGUAUUUUUAAAGUUUAAAAUAUAUAUUUACUGUUGUAUUCUACAUUGUAUUAGACAUACU